This is a messenger RNA of Eruca vesicaria subsp. sativa (arugula), 197 nucleotides long. The record is from the annotation of a GenBank genome assembly. NCBI's taxonomy places the organism in Eukaryota, Viridiplantae, Streptophyta, Magnoliopsida, Brassicales, Brassicaceae.
GUCACUGGCGUCGCCGUCGAGGAGAUCGAGAGAGAGGUAUCCCCGAGCACUAUAGAUGCGGUGAGAAGACCAUUAUAAAGACUUCGGGUACAGCUAAAAACCCUGGGAGGCUAUUCUAUUGUUGCCCUAACGGCUCAGAGCAGGACAAGUUUCAUCUUUUCACAUGGACCGACGAACGGCAUUGUCGAAGAGGUUGA